This is a messenger RNA of Neopsephotus bourkii (Bourke's parrot), 1351 nucleotides long. Its product is annotated as surfeit locus protein 1. Gene Ontology annotation, biological process: mitochondrial respiratory chain complex IV assembly. The record is from RefSeq and is a predicted model, not a curated record. NCBI's taxonomy places the organism in Eukaryota, Metazoa, Chordata, Aves, Psittaciformes, Psittacidae. Bases 49 to 1035 code for a protein of 328 amino acids. Gene Ontology annotation, cellular component: membrane; mitochondrion. The transcript has 9 exons.
CGAAGGCUCGUGGGAGUCGCGGGGGACAGUGGCGGUGUUCGUGUUGCCAUGGCGAUGGGGAGGCUGCUACUGCACGCGGGGCCGCGUGUGCUGCGGGAGCGCCGGGGGCGGAUAUCACACUGCUUGAUCAGAAGAACUUUUUUUGGAUAUCCCCUAACUAAAGCAGGUUCUGGUCUGGUCCAGCAGACUAAAGGUGUCUUUUUGAGGUUCUGCAGACCACAAAGUUCUACAACAGCUGCUGAUGCAACUGGAGAAGAUACCUUACUCAAAUGGGGUCUUCUCCUGGUCCCUCUGUCUGCAUUCUGUCUCGGCACAUGGCAGGUUCAGCGACGAAAGUGGAAAUUAGAUUUGAUUGCACAACUGGCGUCAAGAAUUACAUCAGAGCCCAUCCCUCUGACAUUAGACCCCAUGGAAUUGAAGGAGUUGGAGUACAGACCUGUAAAGGUCCGGGGCCAUUUUGACCACUCCAAGGAGCUCUAUAUUUUGCCACGGUCACUUGUAGAACCUGAGCAAGAGGCCAAAGCAGCCACACGGCUUAUGUCCCACCCAGAGAAUGGUGCAAAUGUCAUUACUCCUUUCUACUGCACAGACCUGGGGGUCACGAUCUUAGUCAACCGAGGAUUUGUGCCCAAAAAGAAAUUGAAACCGGAGACCAGGCUGAAGGGACAGAUUGAAGAUGAAAUUGAUCUCACUGGCGUAGUGAGAUUAUCAGAAACCCGAAAACCUUUUGUGCCUGAAAACAACAUCGAGAAAAACCGCUGGCACUACCGGGACCUGCAGGCUAUGGCAGAGGUGACAGGUGCUGAGCCCAUCUUUCUCGAUGCCGACUUCACAAGGACAGCUCUGCAUGAUGCAGAUAUAGGUUUAACUCCUAUUGUACUUGCAGGAAGCACAGUUCCUGGAGGGCCCAUUGGAGGCCAGACACGAGUGAGCCUGAGAAACGAGCACAUGCAGUACAUCAUCACCUGGUACGGCUUAUGUGCUACAACUGCAUUCCUGUGGUACAGAAAAUUUGUACAGAAGAUACCUCUAUGAGGGGAAGAGCAAGUCUCUUCUGUACUGCAGUCAAGAGCAGACUUUUCUGGAAGAUAGCAGCCCGAUCAGUCCUGAGGAACUGCAGCACAGUUUUAGGGCAACAUGUGCAGUAAAGGUGCACAGCUAUCAAGCUGCAAAUAGACUUUAAGUAACAGAUGCUGACUCUUAAGCUCCUGCCAGCAUUAUUUAGCUGCAGCUUGGAAGCACUGAAUUUGAAAGUGUCAGUUGAGACUUCAGGGAAGCUGGCUUACACAUUAAUCUUAAGGAUACGUUUCUUUUGUGGCUGGUGGUAAGCUCCAACAUUUUAACUUCUCCA